GUUUAGUGUGUGGCGCGUUUGUCAUGCAGUUCGUUUGUCGUACAUUGCAGGUCGAGCAUAAAGAUAUCAUUCACGAUGUAUCGUUUGACUUCCAUGGCAAACGAAUGGCAACGUGCUCCAGUGAUCAGAGUGUGAAGGUGUGGGAUUUAGACGAUCAAAAACAAUGGCACAGCACUGCAAACUGGAAGACUCACUCUGGUUCAGUUUGGAGAGUAACGUGGGCUCAUCCUGAGUAUGGUCAGUUACUAGCAACAUGUUCAUUUGACAGAACAGCUGCCAUCUGGGAAGAACAAGUGCGUGAAUCUAAACCAUCCCUUCGAGAGCAGAGCCACUGGGUGAAGAAGGCAUCUCUAGUAGACAGUCGAACAUCUGUUACUGAUGUCAAAUUUGCUCCCAGACACCUUGGUUUGAUGAUAGCUACCUGCUCGGCUGAUGGAGUUGUACGAAUAUAUGAGGCAAUCGAUGUUAUGAAUCUGAGUCAAUGGUCUCUUACUCAUGAGGUGCCUUGUAAGACAACGUGUAGCUGUAUUUCAUGGAACCCAUCUAGGAGCUUUCCUCCUAUGAUUGCUGUAGGUAGCGAUGAUACUGCUGUUAGCACUCUGGGACAGGUUCAUGUGUUUGAGUAUAGUGAGAGUCAGAGAAAAUGGAAUAGAAUAGAGAAACUGACUACAAUAUCAGAGCCUGUUCAUGACAUUGCCUUUGCCCCAAAUAUGGGAAGGUCAUACCACAUGCUAGCAGUGGCAUCGAAGGAUGUGAGGAUAGUAACUAUGAGACCAACAGAACAUGAUGCACUUGGCCAUACUAAGCUGGAACUAAGACAACCAGCUCAAUUCGAUGAGCAUACAACACAAGUGUGGCGUGUACGAUGGAAUGUGACUGGAACAGUUUUGGCAUCAUCAGGAGAUGAUGGCUGCGUAAGACUCUGGAGGGCAAACUACUUAGAAAAUUGGAAGUGCACAGCUGUACUGAAGGGAGAUGCCCAUGUUGUGUCACCACUGGCAACACGCCCGUCCCUCACAACAUCAACACUAGGUUCUGCAUCUGCAUCUGCAUCUGCAUCUGCAUCAACAAACCCACAGUGGUAGGUCAGCCACUUGAUGAGGACAUGUUUCAACGAGACAGUGUUACUCUUACUAUAGGAUUUAGUAGGAAACCGAUUCAAUUGUAAGAGAUAAAGUUUGACCUAUUCCAUUAGGCGGUAUUUUAGUGAAAGAUUGUCAAACACUAGAGCACACAGUCUGGCUGUAUACAAGCGAAUAGUUCCAUUGCAAACUAAACUACAAAUUUGGGUUGCGCAUGACAUUUGAAUUGCAGUCUAGUAUGUGAUGCACUUCCUUGUGGAUAUUUACAAGGGUGUUUUUGCUUUACUGUACUGCAGCUGUGUAGUUUGCAAGUAUUCUGAGGUGUC
Corticium candelabrum is the source of this 1408-nucleotide messenger RNA. Its product is annotated as nucleoporin SEH1-like. Gene Ontology annotation, molecular function: structural molecule activity; protein binding. Gene Ontology annotation, cellular component: Seh1-associated complex; nuclear pore outer ring. The transcript is spliced from 12 exons. NCBI's taxonomy places the organism in Eukaryota, Metazoa, Porifera, Homoscleromorpha, Homosclerophorida, Plakinidae. The record is from RefSeq and is a predicted model, not a curated record. The coding region runs from base 24 to 1085 and encodes 353 amino acids. Gene Ontology annotation, biological process: positive regulation of TORC1 signaling; cellular response to amino acid starvation.